Necator americanus (New World hookworm) is the source of this 537-nucleotide messenger RNA. RefSeq lists its product as uncharacterized. NCBI's taxonomy places the organism in Eukaryota, Metazoa, Nematoda, Chromadorea, Rhabditida, Ancylostomatidae. The transcript has a single exon. The record is from RefSeq and is a predicted model, not a curated record. Bases 1 to 537 code for a protein of 178 amino acids.
AUGAUGUACGGAUCGGAGACUUGGGCAGCACCAUCAACGGUUAUAGAGAGGCUUGACUGUACGGAACGAAAGCUGCUUAGACGGCUACUUGGCUACUUUUGGCCUAGGGUAAGUCACAAUGAAGAUCUUUACGCAGAGAACGAUGUGGUAUACCGGCGGAUGACGCGUGGAAGACAUCAACAUCUUGCACCGCCUUCGAAAGUGGCUAAAGUAAAUCGUCUUCGCUUCCUUGGUCAUAUAUUAAGGAGACCGGCAGAUCGCCUUGUUCAACGAGUUCUGAGGAGUUCGUUGGGUUCGAGCUGGAAGAAGCCACCUGGCCGAAAACGGAAGUUCUGGAAUGAGGCGGUGAAAGAGGACCUGAGGACACUCGGCGUGGAUAGGCGGUUCAGGCGAGACAUAUGGUUUCGCAGAGUAUGGAAUAGCGACGAAUGGAUUGAUUCUGUGCAAACUCUCGCAGAAGAUCGAGAAGGUUGGGCAGAGCUGUGUUCAAGGACGGCACACCUCGGCGAAGAUGCGGGUAAUCGCGUCAGGCGAUGA